AUGCCUCUUCAGCAGAUACCAACACCACCUCCUCAUUUCCCUCAAAGGCUUAAAAAGAAAGUCGAAGAUGGGAAAUUUGCGAAGUUCAUCACCAUGCUGAGACAACUGUCAUUGAACAUACCAUUAGUGGAAGCCCUAAAGCAGAUGUCAGGAUAUGCCAAGUUCAUGAAGGACUUGGUCACGAAGAAAAUAGCUGUAAGUAUUGAUUUUACUGACAAUGUUCAUCAUUGCAGUGUUAUUGCUAUCAGGUCUCUCAUACAGAAGAAGAAGGAUCUGGGUGCAUUCACCAUACCGUACACAAUCGGAUCAAUCGAAUUCGCAAAGGCCUUAUGUGACUUAGGGACCGAUAUAAACUUGAUGCCGCUGGCCACCUACAAGCAACUGGGGUCAAUGAAACAACCGCAUGAUAUGAAUGUGAUGUCUGCGAUAGAAGUCUUUGAUAAAGAAGAUAUGGGAGCUACCAUUGAGAAGAGGUUGGUUGUUGAAACAUUAGCAGCCGUGUUGAUGAACUUUGAAGCUGCUUUCUGGACUAACUAUGUGGAUACCAUGAAUGCUUUACAGGAUUUGAAUGAUGAACAGGUUCAAGCUGUGAUCAAAGUGCUAAUUACGUACAAAAGAGCAAUUAGGUGGACCAUUGCUGACAUCAUUAGGAUACCUCCGGGUAUAUGCACUCAUAAGAUCCAACUUGAGGAGGAUUGCAGCCUAAGCAUUGAACACCAGAGGAGUCAUUGGGACAGCCCAAUACAAUGUGUGCCCAAAAAGGGUGGUAUAACAGUGGUUACAAAUGCAAAGAAUGAGUUGAUCCCGCAGAGACCAGUCAUGGGAUGGCGAAUUUGCAUGGAUUACAAAAAGCUGAACAAGUGGACCUUGAAGGAUCACUUCCCAAUGCCAUUCAUGGAUCAGAUGGUUGACAGGUUGGCUGGAAAAGGGUGGUACUACUUCCUAGAUGGAUACGCUGGCUACAACCAAAUAUCAAUUACUCCUAAAGAUCGGGAAAAGACCACGUUUACAUGUCCUUAUGGCACCUUUGCAUUUAAACGCAUGUCAUUUGGACUAUGUAAUCCACCAACAAUUUUUUCAGAGAGAUGCGAGGAGGCUAACUUAGUGCUAAAUUGGGAGAAGUGUCAUUUCAUGGUCAAGCAAGGCAUAGUCCUUGGUCACAAGGUCUUACAAAAGGGGUUAGAGGUUGACAAAGCCAAAAUUAAGCUUUCGGAGAAGGAGGUGAAAUUUUCUUUUGAUGAAGCAUGUCUAAGAGCCUUUGAAUGCCCGAAGGAAAAGCUGAUUUCUGCCCCAGUUAUCAUUGGCCCAGAUUGGGCUGAACCAUUUGAGGUAAUGUACCAUGCUAGUGGUACUGCCCUAGGAGUUGUGUUGGGGCAGAAGUGCAACAAGAUGUUCCAUCUGAUCUAUUAUGCUAGCAAAUUACUAAAUGGAGCACAACGAAACUACACAGUCACUGAACAUGAACUACUGGCUGUGGUGCAUGCUUUCGAGAAAUUCAGAUCUUACUUGUUGGGUACUAGAGUGAUAGUCCACAUGGAUCAUGCAGCUCUGAGAUACCUUAUGGCAAAGAAAGAUACCAAGCCUAGGUUAGAGGUUGAAAACAAAGAGGAACUUGAGCUCGAAAUCAAUGAUUCAUUCCCGAAUGAGCAUGUAUUAGUUGCUACUCUUGAUUUUAUUCCUUGGUUUGCUGAUUUUGCUAAUUUCCUUGUUAGUGUCUUGCUGCUUGAGGGGCUGACAAUUCAGCAAAGGAAGAGGUUCCUGCAUGAUGUGGGUAAGUAUUUUUGGGAUGAACCUUAUUUGUACAGGGUGUGUGCUAAUAAUAUCAUCAGGGGAUGCAUCCCUGAAGCUGAGAUGUUGCACAUUCUAGAGGCUUGUCACUCCUCUCCAGUGGGUGGCCAUCAUGGAGGCGCUCGGACAACCCACAAGACCAGUGGCCAAGUGGAGGUGUCCAAUAAAGAAAUAAAGGUGAUUUUGGCAAAAACAGUGAAUGCCAACAAGACAGAUUGGGCACGAAAGUUGGAUGAUGCUCUAUGGGCAUAUCAAACAGCUUUCAAGAUGCCUAUUGGUAUGUCUCCAUAUCAAUUGGUGUUUGGAAAGGCAUGUCAUUUGCCAGUUGAGCUUGAGCAUAAGGCACUCUGGCUUUGA
Molecule: messenger RNA, 2145 nt
Organism: Solanum tuberosum (potato)
Lineage: Eukaryota; Viridiplantae; Streptophyta; Magnoliopsida; Solanales; Solanaceae
Exons: 8
Coding region: 1-2145 (714 amino acids)
Molecular function (GO): nucleic acid binding
Source: RefSeq, a predicted model, not a curated record